AUGUCUGAAGACUUGAACAAAGAUGAACGGCUCCAGGCGGCCAGAAGGAAGUUUGAGGAGCAAAAAAAAAAGAUGAAGAAGAAAAGAGCACAUUCGAUUGACUUCACCAAAGUUAUACCUACUGCCCCAUCUGCCUCCACUGCCACUGCUCCACCACUACCAAGACCAGGGCCACCAUUAAGUGAAGCUGCCUCGAAACCUCCAAUUACAUCUCACAAUGCUAAAAGUCCAAGAACUUCCCUGAUUUCAGAGCCCCCGCACUCGGGGAUUGCUGCUGUUGAAGAGCCUCCAAAGACUUUGAUCCACGAUUAUGAGAAUGAGAUUCAAUCGCAAGCACCUGCUAAUUCUGGAUCAAUUGCUGGAGAAUUUGGACCUACAUCUGUUUCUGAAGUAGUUGAUUACACGGUGAAUUCGCCUUAUGAUCAACAACCUCAAGUAUUCAACGAGAGUAUACUAGAAGUUGAUGAAAUGCCUCAAGAAUUGGAGCCUCAAGAAUCUGCUCAUGAACCUACUCAUGAAUCUGUUCAUGGGUCUGUUCAUGAAUCUGUUCAAGACUCAGUUCAAGACUCAGUUCAAGGCUCAGUUCAAGACUCAGUUCAAGACUCAAUUCAAGACCCAGUUCAACCAAACCCAGAAGAACAUGCUAUCAAAUCUCCUGAGCAAUCUGCCCGCAGAACAGAAAAAGACUCCUCGAAGUCAAUUCAACAGGUUUCAUCUCCCCAACCAAAGAGAUACCAGCUUACUGCCGAGGAUUUGUUUGGACCUUCGUCUACCUCCGAAGAUGCAUUUUCAUUCUCGCAUCCUCCUGAACUUACCCAAGAGCCAAAACAAUCGUCAAGUGAGAAGCUGUCCGAAUUGAACGGGAGUGGACAUACCAGUGUCUCCAAGAAUUCAUCUGUUCCACGGGUUGAUCCUAUGGAUUUGUUUGGAGACUCGACUGGCCUGGCUGACCCUUUUGCUGUUUCUCAACCGAAGGCUCUGACUCCUCCACACUCUGCUAGUCACUCCUCCACCAAUAUCACGACCCAGUUCGCUAGUGAACCAAAAGCUGAUGCUCUAUCGUCCCAGAUAUCUCCACCCUCUAGAUCGGACUUUGAGGAUAUCUUUGGAGCGCCUCAUGAAGCAAACACUGAUUUUGAUGAUUUGUUCAAUUCGCAUGCCAAGCUGACAGUUCCUGUGAGAGAAGAGCAGAGUGCAACUGACUUUUUCAAGACCAGUGAGAAGGAUCCCGUUGCAAAAAAGGAUCCCGUUGCAGAAAAGGAUCCCGUUGCAGAAAAGGAUCCCGUUGCAGAAAAGGAUCCCGUUGAAGGAAAGGAUCCGUUUGAAGAAAGAGAGCUCGUUGAAGAUAAAAUCAAAGAACGCAAUAAUGAUCUUGAAGAGGCGCAAGUGAACAAGUAUAUUGAAGGUCCACCUCAGGAGUCUGAGCCCUCACAGUCACAUACCCAGAAGCAAUUAACAGUAGAGGAUCUUUUCGGCGCAGAUGACAACUCUGGUACUGAUCAUCUUUUUGGCCCUUACUCGGACCACCAACCACCACUUAUCACAGAGUCUAGUGCUCACACACCUGCCAAAUUCACUGCCGAGGAAAUAUCCAUAACUCCGAAUGUCACCGAUGAUAAGGCAGCUGAUUUGUUCGAAGUUGACUUGAAUGACGACGGUGCUGCUAAUUUUUGGGACUUUGGCAAUACAACUCAUUCCGCUAGUUUAGCCUCGGCAAAUGAACAGUCUCAUGAGAAAACGGCGUCUCUUGAAACUCCAACUCAGGAUUAUACGAGCGAAAUUACUUAUACUUCGCAGAUCGAUACUGAAACAGCGGAGAUUGGGGAAACUUUUUUCAAUGAUGGAAGAAAGGCAAACAAAGUUGAGUUUGGAUCGGUGACCAAAAUUGAGCCUGUUGAAGAUUUUACAACAGUCGCUGAAUCGGUUGCGAGAUCUGAUGAGAUUGCCGGGUAUGAGCCAAUCACCGAAUCUAAAGAAGACGUUCUUGGAGAUACUGUCACUGAAAAUGUUGCCUCUAAACCUGCCCCAUCUGAGCCUGUUGCUUCCGAGCCCGAUACUUCUGAUCAUGUUGCUUCCGAGCAUGAUGCUUCUGAGCGUGUUGAUACAGAGCCUUUUGGAGCUAAAGCAUUUGAAUCUAAACCUGUUACCGAUGUAAAGGAGAUACCUUCAAAUGCUGAAUCCAUUUCAAACGAACUGGAGACUAAGGCUGUUCCACUGAACCCAACUCCAGUUUCAGACAUUACGAAUGCCUCUUAUGAUGAGAUCCAGAAGUUGAAGGAUAUUAUCAAGGAGCAGGAGGAAACUAUCAAAUCACAGGAAGCCAUCAUUCAACGCCAAAGAAUGGAGAAUACAAACAUUAAAUUGAAUCGGAUGGAUCUCAAUGACAAGAUUGCAGAUUUGGAGGAUGAAAUCGAAGAAUUGAAAGCUCAGUUGGCCAAAAAUUCCAAAGACCAUACUAGCGUUCUGUUAGUUUACACCGACUCUGAUCCAUUGUCGGGAUCGAUGGAGCCUCGAAGUUCAGCAGUCUUAUCUUCUUCCAUUGCGUCCCCACUCGCUCUGUCUGCUCCAAUACCAUCAGCUCUGAGCACUAAAUCUCAGGAAGCUCCAGCACCAGUGGCUCCAGCCCAAGCAACAGCCCAAGCAACUCCAAAGCAACCGGUGGCUCCAAAAAAGUCAGAGGCUGCAAAGCAAGAGGUUGAUAUCGACGCCCUAUUUUCUGAUAUCACCAAACCUGCGAUCAAGAAACCUUUCAAUCCUGUGGGUGUGAGUGUGCCAUUUGAAUCCAAGCUGAAAAGUUACGCAUUGGAGGCAGACAGUCUUUUUCCAGAUGCUCCUAAAGAAAAGGAAUCAGUCGCUAAUACUAUCGAUCUGUUAUUUUCACCAUCCGAGCCAAUUACUAUAGCAAGUGGAGAUGAGGCUAGCACAAAGCAUCAAGCCGCAUCCAGCAUCUCUGAUUUUCGUGAGCGGUUGAUGGUUUGGAAGGGCUGGCAAAUUGAUAUGACGCAGUGGGGGGGAAGCACAACACCCAAGGUUGCACUUUGA
Molecule: messenger RNA, 3042 nt
Organism: Sungouiella intermedia
Lineage: Eukaryota; Fungi; Ascomycota; Pichiomycetes; Serinales; Metschnikowiaceae
Source: the annotation of a GenBank genome assembly